Molecule: messenger RNA, 671 nt
Organism: Saccoglossus kowalevskii
Lineage: Eukaryota; Metazoa; Hemichordata; Enteropneusta; Harrimaniidae
Product: acetylcholinesterase-like
Biological process (GO): choline metabolic process; acetylcholine catabolic process
Cellular component (GO): plasma membrane
Molecular function (GO): acetylcholinesterase activity
Source: RefSeq, a predicted model, not a curated record
ACUAUUUAGUCCAUGUUGGCGGCUCGAUAGCUAAAAUGGUAACGGUGAACAUCUCUGCACUCCUUGUAAUAUUGCUAGUCAGCGCAUGUAAUGCAGACAGACCAACUAUUAAGAUUUCUACCGGUACACUAAUCGGUACCGUGGAAGAAUUCAGCAGUGAAUUUGUGGACGGUACACGGCCUGUACAUGCUUACAGGGGUAUACCGUACGCUGAACCACCGGUCGGUGACCUGAGGUUUGCACCGCCUAAACCCAAGACACCGUGGCAAGGGGAGUACGAUGCUACCGACUUCCGUACUGCGUGCAUACAACCAGACUCUCCACUGGUACCUGUCGACAAAAUUCAAGACGAAGAUUGUCUGCACUUGAAUGUUUACGUCCCACAGCCGCGGGACGUAAACACAGCAGUAAUGGUCUGGAUUCAUGGUGGUGGAUUAAUUAUGGGAUCCGGAACGAAGAUGUACGAUGCAACCAUACUGUCUUCAUUGAAUGGCGUCAUUGUAGUUACAUUAAUUAUCGAAUGGGGGCGCUUGGAUUUCUUAGUACAGAGUGGCACUGCUACCAUGAUUGGGUACUUCCAGUCCGAUGCAUCGAGAUCUAACAAGAUAGCACAUGGUCAGGGUAAACUUGUUGGAUGUGAGAAAGAGAACAGUAAAGAGCUUAUUAAAUGA